This is a messenger RNA of Eurytemora carolleeae, 884 nucleotides long. RefSeq names its product 26S proteasome non-ATPase regulatory subunit 10-like. NCBI's taxonomy places the organism in Eukaryota, Metazoa, Arthropoda, Copepoda, Calanoida, Temoridae. Bases 16 to 711 code for a protein of 231 amino acids. The transcript is spliced from 9 exons. Gene Ontology annotation, molecular function: protein binding. The record is from RefSeq and is a predicted model, not a curated record.
UCAGAAAAGUUUAAAAUGGAAAAUAUAUCAAAUAUGGAAAAUGUAUUCUCUGGUCGGGAGAUGAGUAUACACGAGCUGGCUUUGGAGGGAGAUUUCCAGGCUGUGAAACAAAAGAUCCAGUUAAAACCUGAGCUUGUGACUAAAACAGAUGAAUCUGGAAGAAUCCCUCUCCAUUGGGCAGUAUCUAAAGGACACAAGGAGAUGGUUGGCUGGCUACUCGAUCUAAACAAGGAUGCUAACCCUGCAGAUGAUUCUAAGUGGACCCCGCUAAUUAUUGCCGCAUCUGCCGGUCAUGUUGACGUAGCAAGGAUGUUGAUUGACAACGGAGCAGAUGUUUCCGCUGUCACGGACCAGGGCAGAUCUGCUCUGUUGUACGCUGCCAGUAAAAACAGGGAUGAGAUGGUGAGGCUAUUAUUAUCUUCUGGUGCUGAUAUUAAUAAACAGGAUGCCCUCGGCGCAUCACCUCUACACAGAGCUGCGGGUCCAGGGCAUACUGCUGUUGUUAAACUACUGCUAGCUGCUAAUAAUAUGGAUCCUAAUAUUACAGACAGGUACGGGAAUACACCAUUACACUAUGCCUGUGAGGAAGAACGUCUUGAAGUUGCUAAGCUACUGAUUCAUGCAGGAGCUAGUGUCGAGGUUCAGAAUAAGCAGGAACACACUCCUCUGCAGAUGUGUGGACCCGGGUUUGCAAGAUCAUUUAAGAAUUGAUCUAAUCCUCCGUUUCAUUGAUCAAAUGGUCCUCAGCUUCAUUGAUCAAUUAAUCCAACAUAUCUGUAUUAAUGAUGAAUCUGACCGGUUGGUCCUCCAAUUGAUCUCAAAUCAACCCUGUUUUUAAAAUCGUCUGAAUUUGUCAAAUGAAAAUACAUCAUUUUUACUUUUUA